AUUCCGAACCAUAAACCGCCGGUUUUUGUCUUCCCCAAAACCCUACUCCUCCAUGCCCAUGCCCAUGGGGACCCCGAAGAAGAUCAGGAAGAAGCAAACUCCAGAAACCCAAUUCCACUCCUCCCUCACUCUCUGCUCCAAGCACAAAGACCUCCCCGCCGCUAUCUCCCUCUACGAAUCCGCCCUUUCUCAGAACACUCGCUUCAACCACCACCACUUCAACACCCUCCUCUACCUCUGCUCAAACUCCGUCUCCGACUCCUCUCUCAAGCAGUUGGCUUCCGAAAAUGGCUUCCGCAUGUUCGAUCACAUGUUGUCCAUCGGGAUACUUCCGAAUGAGGCCACCAUCACCGCCGUGGCCAGGCUCGCUGCGGCCAAGGGCGACGGGGAUUACGCGUUUGGGCUGGUGAAGGGUAUGGAGAAGUAUAACAUAUUUCCGAAGUUGCGGAGUUAUGACCCAGCAUUGUUUUGCUUUUGCGAGAAAUCGGAGGCGGAGAAGGCGUAUGAGGUGGAGGAGCAUAUGGGUAUGGUGGGGGUGAGCCUGGAGGAGCCGGAGAUUGCGGCGUUAUUGAAGGUGAGCGCGGAGACAGGAAAUGGGGAGAGGGUUUAUGGGUACUUGCAUAAGCUGAGGAAUGUCGGGAGGUGUGUUAAUGAAUCAACGGUGAAGAACAUUGAGGAUUGGUUUUGUGGCGGCGCGGCUUGUGAGGUGGGUGAGGCGAAUUGGGAUUCGAGUCGGGUUAAAGAGUUGGUUUUGGGGAAUGGAGGAGGGUGGCACGGGCAGGGGUGGAUUGGGAAGGGCGGUUGGGAUGUUAGGAGAACCACUGUGGAUUUGAGCAGCAGUCAAUGUAGCUCUUGUGGUGAGCGUUUGGUUUGUGUUGACAUUGAUUGCGGGGCGACCGAGAGGUUUGCGCAGUCGGUUGCUGCUUUGGCAAUGGAAAGGGAGGUUAAGUUGAAUUUCAGUGAGUUCCAGGAUUGGCUGGACAAGCAUGCUGAGUAUGAAGCUAUAGUGGAUGGAGCUAAUAUUGGGCUUUACCAGCAGAAUUUCGCAGAUGGUGGAUUCAGUCUUACUCAGCUCGACGUUGUUGUAAAAGAAUUGUACAAUAGGAGUGGAGGGAAAUGGCCACUUGUUGUCAUGCAUAAUAGACGUUUCCGGGGACUUGUGGAAAAUCCUUGCCACAGAAAAUUGGUCGAGGAGUGGAUGGGUAAAGGCAUUCUUUAUGCCACACCGAGUGGUUCCAAUGAUGAUUGGUAUUGGCUCUAUGCUGCUGUGAAACUCAAAUGCUUGCUUGUUACGAACGAUGAAAUGCGAGAUCACAUUUUUGAACUCCUAGGAAGCAGCUUCUUUCUCAAGUGGAAAGAGAGACACCAAGUUCGAUACACUUUUGUCAAAGGCAAUGUGAAACUUAAGAUGCCGCCCCCAUAUUCUUCAGUCAUCCAGGAAUCCGAAAAUGGAUCAUGGCAUGUGCCCAUAGCAGAUGAAAGCUGUCAGGAGCCUGCAAGAACCUGGCUCUGUAUUACACGGCCAAGUGUAUCGAAAGCUUGUGGUGAAGUCUCACAGAAUUUGGCAUCUUCUCAGAACGGUGUUAUUUGCCAACACCAUGAGUUACUAAGAUCAUGCACAUCGGAGCCUGUUGCCAGUCACCGUGAUAAAACCACAUUUGUGACAGGUAAAAGAAAAGAGAGGUCACCAUCUCCUUCCCGUAUAAAUAUUUCUCCUGCCUAGGUACUGUUUGCAGGAUGCCUUCAUUUGCCGGCUUUCUGUGGAGAUGAUAACUUCUGUAAAUGGUUGUGGCUGAGUAAUGCGCUAGGACAAUCAAGAUGGAAUGCUGUAAGGCAAAACGACCUGCAUCUGAGGUUUUGAGCCCAGUUUCCCUUCUAUGAGUAGUAUCUUUGAGGUUGUACUGUGUCUCAAACAUGCUGCAAUUUCCAUCUCCCUACAAAGAUUUGUUGAUGUCGGCUUAUUAUUAAAAGUCGACUUUAGCAGUGAAAGGAAAGACGAACUGAAGCUGGCCGGUGGUGAAGCUUGAAUAUCGAGUAAGGAUUAUUUUUGUUCAAGUUUAACGUGUAUUUAGUCCUUUUUAUUGUACGGUUUUUGUGUGUUGAGUGGUAAUUGUGUAGGUUAAUUAAUCUCUCCUCUAAUGUCACUUCUAUAUAUUAUAUGCUCUUCUUUGGCAAUUUCUUAUUCA
Molecule: messenger RNA, 2186 nt
Organism: Malus domestica (apple)
Lineage: Eukaryota; Viridiplantae; Streptophyta; Magnoliopsida; Rosales; Rosaceae
Product: proteinaceous RNase P 2-like
Biological process (GO): tRNA 5'-leader removal
Molecular function (GO): protein binding; ribonuclease P activity
Source: RefSeq, a predicted model, not a curated record